AAAAAAAAAAAAAAAAAAAAAAGAAAAGAAAAAAAAACUGAUUUGGGGAAAGGAUAUUUGCUUUCGCCCCGCUGCUGUCUUGGAAACGAGAGGGGGAGAGUAAGAGAGAGAGACAGGGAGAGAGGGAAGAAAGAAAGAAAAAAGAAGGAAGGAAGGAGGGAGAGUUGAUUUUUUUUUUCUUCUAUUUUUUUUUUCUCCUUUUUUAAUGCUGAGUUACCGUAUCGCUUCGCUGAGAUCCAGCAAGCCGAAGAUUUUACUCGAUUGCUUCCAUUGCUGGAGACGCUAAGGGAUUUUUGCCUUUUUUUGGGGGUGAGGGGGGGGAACUUCGUGUUUCUUUCUUUUCACACUGGCCUUAAAGAGGAUAUAUUAGAAGUUGAAGUAGGAAGGGAGCAAGCAGGCCGAUGGCGCAAAGGUACGACGAGCUGCCCCACUACGGCGGCAUGGAAGGGGUGGGCAUCCCCACCACCAUGUACGGGGACCCCCACGGCGCCCGCCCCAUGCAGCCCGUCCACCACCUGAACCACGGGCCGCCGCUGCACUCGCACCAGUACCCGCACGCCGCCCACGCCAACGCCAUGCCCCCAGCCAUGGGCGCCUCGGUCAACGACGCCCUCAAGAGAGAUAAAGAUGCCAUCUACGGACACCCCCUGUUCCCUCUUUUAGCACUGAUUUUUGAGAAAUGUGAAUUAGCUACAUGCACACCCAGGGAGCCCGGGGUAGCGGGAGGCGAUGUUUGCUCCUCUGAGUCUUUCAAUGAAGACAUAGCAGUGUUCGCCAAACAGAUCCGAGCAGAGAAACCCCUCUUUUCCUCUAAUCCUGAACUGGAUAACUUGAUGAUUCAAGCCAUACAAGUAUUAAGGUUUCAUCUGUUGGAAUUAGAGAAGGUACACGAAUUAUGUGACAAUUUCUGCCACCGGUAUAUUAGCUGUUUGAAAGGAAAAAUGCCUAUCGAUUUGGUCAUAGACGAUAGAGAGGGCGGAUCAAAAUCGGACAGUGAAGACAUAACAAGAUCAGCAAAUCUAACGGAUCAGCCCUCCUGGAACAGAGACCACGAUGACACGGCAUCAACGCGCUCCGGGGGAACCCCCGGACCCUCCAGUGGAGGACACACAUCACACAGUGGGGACAACAGCAGUGAGCAAGGUGACGGCUUGGACAACAGUGUAGCUUCCCCCAGCACAGGUGAUGAUGAUGAUCCAGAUAAGGACAAAAAGCGACAUAAAAAGCGUGGCAUCUUUCCCAAAGUAGCCACAAAUAUCAUGAGGGCAUGGCUGUUCCAGCAUCUAACACACCCUUACCCUUCAGAAGAGCAGAAAAAGCAGUUGGCACAAGACACAGGUCUCACUAUACUUCAAGUGAACAAUUGGUUUAUUAAUGCUAGAAGAAGAAUAGUUCAGCCCAUGAUAGACCAGUCCAAUCGAGCAGUUAGUCAAGGAACACCCUAUAACCCCGAUGGGCAGCCAAUGGGAGGUUUCGUGAUGGACGGCCAGCAGCACAUGGGCAUCCGAGCACCAGGACCUAUGAGUGGAAUGGGCAUGAAUAUGGGCAUGGAGGGGCAGUGGCACUACAUGUAACCUUCACCUAGGUAACCAAUGGCAAAGCCAGGGGGAAGGCUGCAAAGUAUGCCAGGGGAUUAUGUGUCUCGGGGUAGUCCAAUGGGUAUGAAUAUGGGACAGCCAAGCUAUACGCCGCCCCAGAUGCCCCCCCAUCCUGCUCAGCUGCGUCAUGGCCCCCCCAUGCAUACC
Cinclus cinclus is the source of this 1745-nucleotide messenger RNA. It is a transcript of the gene MEIS1, whose product is annotated as Meis homeobox 1. Lineage: Eukaryota; Metazoa; Chordata; Aves; Passeriformes; Cinclidae. The record is from RefSeq and is a predicted model, not a curated record. Gene Ontology annotation, molecular function: DNA-binding transcription activator activity, RNA polymerase II-specific; RNA polymerase II cis-regulatory region sequence-specific DNA binding. Gene Ontology annotation, biological process: positive regulation of transcription by RNA polymerase II; angiogenesis; embryonic pattern specification.